UAAAUGAAAAUAACUUUUCAUCUAUUUAAUACAUGAAUACCUUGCUUAUUUCUCAUUUGAUGGUUGCCAGGACUGGGGGAGGGAAGGAAGUGCAUGGAAAUAGGUAGUAGGAGAUUAAAAAGAGACAGACACAUUAUUGAUUCUGCACACAAGGCCAGCAGUUGUCAGAUUCUUACUGACCACAUACUGACCAAGUAGUCAUGGCAUGCAAAUGAAAAUAGCUCCAUGUCUUCCAAAGUUCUAGGUUCUAAGAUGUCAUGUUCAGUGAUGUCAUAGAGAAGGUACCCUUAUACUCCGGCCAGGAUGCUAUAAUUGGUAAGAGACAGCUACAGUCUGCCAACUGAACCAACAGGAGAGUUUUGUCAGCAAUUCCCAGGUGUAAAUCAUGGUGCAGAAUAUUAGAGACAUGGAUGAAUUAAAAGCAUUUUUGAAAGCUGCUGGAAACAAACUUGUGGUAAUUGAAUUCUCAGCAAAAUGGUGUGGUCCUUGCAAAAGGAUUUAUCCUGUUUUUCAUGCAAUGUCUGUGCAAUACCGAAGCGUCAUGUUUGCUAAUGUGGAUGUGGACAAUGCUCGGGAGUUGGCCCAAACUUACCACAUCAAAGCAGUACCCACAUUUCAGUUGUUCAAGCAAACCAAGAAGGUAACCCUAUUCUCGAGAAUCAAAAGAGCAAUUUGCUGUUAUAGAAGUGGAUCCCUGAGCGAGCCGGUAAGUGAAAUGGGAUCAAGACAGAGGCACAAGAGUGGGGUUGACUUUCAAGAAAUAGAAUGAACCAUGAUGCCCACAGGCGCCAUGCUGCUACCUGGGAAGCAGAAUCAGUACAUGUGGGCGUAGUUUCUUCCCUGUUGCACACAGAGCACUGAAAGUAGUUCUAGACUUUUCUAACCCCUACCCCCAAAGUCCUAACACCAUUUCUGGCUGCUGAAACCUCCCUCACUAGAAACUCAAGUCUUCACCAAAUCUCAGCUUCAGUUUACCCACACUCUUCCUUUUCUCCAGCGCACCUCAAACAACUGGUACAGAACUGAUCAUGAAGAGUAAGGGUCUUUAACUUCCAUAUUUCAUCAGAUAUAAGAUGUUCAUUGAUAGAUGCACCAUCCUAAUUCAGAGAUGUGAAAAAUUGAAAAGAAAAUGUGCUUCUUAGAAUCAUUAUUAUUACCUGAACUAAAGUCAGGGCAUGGGAAAUCACAAGCCAUUUGACUUUAGGGGAUCAUGUAUAUGAAUUAGCAAGCCCUCAAGAUCAGUGUAUAAAUGCCCUGAGAAGUUUCGAUGAUCAGCUUUCCUCAUUUCCAGCAACAUGAUAUAUUUUAGAUCUUAGCUUAGAGGAAUAUCAUGGAAAAUUACAUAAAUCUGUUAGCAUAAGCAAUUUUGAAAAGGUGCCAAAAAAAACAUCAGAAAUUUAGUGUGUUAAUGUGUAUUUCUAUCUAAAGU
Messenger RNA from Bubalus bubalis (water buffalo), 1429 nucleotides. It is a transcript of the gene TXNDC8, whose product is annotated as thioredoxin domain containing 8. The record is from RefSeq and is a predicted model, not a curated record. Lineage: Eukaryota; Metazoa; Chordata; Mammalia; Artiodactyla; Bovidae. The transcript is spliced from 5 exons. Bases 386 to 769 code for a protein of 127 amino acids. Gene Ontology annotation, molecular function: protein-disulfide reductase activity.